Telopea speciosissima is the source of this 3008-nucleotide messenger RNA. RefSeq names its product TSL-kinase interacting protein 1-like. The transcript has 14 exons. Gene Ontology annotation, molecular function: chromatin binding. Gene Ontology annotation, cellular component: nucleus. NCBI's taxonomy places the organism in Eukaryota, Viridiplantae, Streptophyta, Magnoliopsida, Proteales, Proteaceae. Bases 226 to 2709 code for a protein of 827 amino acids. The record is from RefSeq and is a predicted model, not a curated record. Gene Ontology annotation, biological process: pattern specification process.
CGCCCAUCUCUCUCUCAAAAAGUAAAAUUCGCUCUAGCCUGUUAUUCUGUCCCUGCGGACACCUGGCCGGUGAUUCUUCCCUCCGUUUCUCUUUUUGGCUAAAUCUCUUUUUCAUCCAUUUAUUCAUCUGGAACUCGAAGGAGCGAUCAUUGGGUUCAGUGGAAACUCUAAUACUUCUGCAGUUUUAGUAGGAAAGAAGACCUGGUGUUAUUGGAGGUAUUCAAUAUGAACACAAAAUUGCAAGUUUCUCUGGAGUUAGAUGCUCCCCUUCCAUCAGAGAAUUUAUUAAUUAAGGACGGUGAUUCUGGUGUCACAACUUCCUCCAUAAAUGUUGUUUCUUCUCAACAGCCUGUGAAAAAACAAACACGUCAAUGGGCUGCUUGGACACGUCAAGAAGAAGAAAGUUUCUUCAAUGCAUUGCGACAAGUUGGCAAGAAUUUUGAGAAGAUCACAUGUCGUGUCCAAAGUAAAAACAAGGAUCAGGUUAGGCAUUAUUAUUAUCGUCUGGUAAGACGUAUGAACAAACUUCUGGGUCCAGGAUUUAGUCUAGAUGCAAAAAACUCGAAAGAUACUAAUGCUGCAAUGCUUCGAUGGUGGUCAUUGUUGGAAAAGUAUAGCUGCAAAGCCUCUAAGCUUCACUUGAAACCUAGAAGAUUUAAGAUAUUCAUAGAGGCAUUGGAACACCAACUCUUGAAGGAUCAGAAAAAGAACGUAAGGAGACGACCUGUGCAAGGUGAAAAUUGUCAACCUGGAUCCUCGAUGACUGUUCUACUUCACAGUAAGGCCCCAGGACAGGAUACUCGUUCAGUUAAAGUUGUUGUUGACAGCCAAAACAUUCAAAGAGUUGGAUCAGGAAAAGGGUCUUCCAUGAAGCGCAAUACGAGUACUGGCAUUAACCGGAUCAACAACAAAUGUGAUUCCCCUGCCCUGAGAACAGCAAGGCAACGGCGAAAAACAGGUCCUGCCUCAUCGGCUGCAUACAAGAGAUGGGAAAAGGCUGCAAUUGCUGGGGUUUCAUUGGUUGCAGAUGCUGCUGAGCAUUUGGAGCGGACAACUGACAAAAAGGUCUCCCCUGACCAGAGAACAUUGGACGAGUCAUUCCCUCGGCUAGUGGUUGUUCCCAAUGGGCAAAAGGGCAUUGAGUCUGUUGGGAGGGAUCUGCCUCCAUUGCCUAUAUCAGCAUGUUCACACUAUCAGGUUAGAGAGACCUGUGGACAAGCAUCUGUGAAACUCAAGCUCCAGUUGUUUCCAAUUGAUGAAGGUACUAGAAGAGCUUUGGAAAAGGAUGAGCAUAAUCCACACUUGGAGCUCACUGUUAGUGCACGAAAGAAGAUAUCAUCGGUUCUGGAUCAUCUCAACCGCAAGUGGGGAAAUUCAAGCAUAGCUUCAGGGGAGCUGAUUCUUUUCCCAUACAAUGUUCAAAGGGAAAACCUGGGGGGUUAUCAGAGAUGGACGCAGGACACCAUUGCUUGUGCGGCAGAUGUAUAUGCGAGCGUAGGAAAUCCCUCGGUUUUUCGCUUAAGGUAUGGUUGGUUCUGCAAUACCGAACUUGAAGCUGUGACGUUUCAAGCAUCUUCAACAUCUAUCCAUUUUCAGGAGGAUAGGAGUAUGAAUGUAUCUGAAAGAAAGGAGCAAAGUUUGAAUGCAAAACCGCAACCUGCACCUCUUAGCCAUCACCACUCCGAGCAGCUUUCGGAGUGUCCAAAGGACCAGCCCUCUCCAAUGAUGGAGAGCACUUCUCAUAUGCCUUCAUAUACUGAUUUGUCUGCGGGGAUGACUGGUUUUGCUAUUACAGAACCUGAGAACAAUCUUCAGGUGUCCUUGAUUAAUUCAUCAUGCUUUAUAAAGGAAAGAGGAGGUGGAAAUAUGAGGAGAACAUGGGAGGAUUUGGAUAACAAUCCCAGAAUGGGCAACGGUACCUCAUUGUCGGCUGGGGAGUGGGCUGAUAGCCUAACCAACGUAAGCAUCGGAGAACUACUCUCAGAGGGGUCUCGUGCCAUAGAAUCCACCUCUAUUGACCAGCCUACUGAAGGAGGCUCUCAGUAUCUUCAGCAGAUUCCUUUCAGUUGUGAUUCAUUUGAUGCUGCCAUUGCUGCUCAUAUAUCUGGUCAUCAAGACAGGUCUGGCCUACUAAUGGGCCAGGUGUGCCAUUCAUCUUCCAUCUGGGAUGCUGAAGAAACAUGUGAUGGCUUCUCAUUUCAAAAGGUUGCAGCCUUAAAUCAUGAGGCUCCAAGCCCCCGCGGAAAUGUUUCUUUGGGGGCAUGCCAACCAAGCAGCAAUACAAAUUCAAUGAGUUCCAGAGGCUUAGUUGAGGAGUUGCCCAAUGAAGAGUACUCGGCUGAUUCUGGUUGCAAAGGUGAACCCAUGGAACCCAUGGAUAACUUCGAGCCGGGCACACAUACCCCUGAUGAUGCUGCAAAGGAUUUUGGCCCUGACAACUCAAAGGAUUUGAAUGCAUUAACGGAUAUAUAUUGGCCAGAUUCGUUGGGGCCAUUAGAUUUGGAUGUACCUUCAUCUAGAUACCAUGCCCAAGAUCCUAUGUUUGCUGAUAGCAUAAGCCUCAGUGGAUUGAAUCGUUUGAUAGCCAGCAGUCUGGAUGCAUUUCACAACUGCUCUUUCUUCAGCUUGGAUAAGAAAGAACUGUCAUCGACAGGUGAAGCACGUGCAACCUCCUCGUUUUCAGAUUACAAAAUUGGUGGUGAAGUUUAAGACUUACCAAUCUGGAAGCUGUUGAUAUGACAUACUUGGGCUCCCCCAAAAAAAAAAUUCCAUACCAACCAAAGUGAGCUGAUGAUUGUUGAAGCAUGAGAUCUUUUUGUUUUUUUUUCUAAUGGGGACUGGUGAUUGGAGAAGAUUUAAGGUGCCUUCUCCUGAAUGAGCUCAUCGAUGGGGUUACAAGCAUCUGAUGAGAUCCAACUGAAUCUGCAUUUAGGUGCAAUCAAAACUUCCUGCUCAAGAAUCCGGCCCUCUGUACAAAAUGAUAUGAAAAGGUGUAGGCAUAUUGUUUU